AUGAUGCAGACUGCCCUUCAACAGCCCGUGGGGAUGACGCUGUUGGCUGAUGCCGCCACGUCCCUCACGGCUCUUAAAGGUUCAACCUCGAUUUCGGUUUCUGCUUCCCCGGCUCCAAUUACACCCCCGGAGUCGACACGGACCGUGAUCACCCUUUUCACCCCCGGCCAGGAGGGAAUCGUGCAGGUCAUUGCGGAUAUUCUUGGCAAGCCAUGGACGACCCAAACCUCCUUGUCUGCCCUCGGGAGGGGCAGUAAUGCAGUGGUUGUCGGCAUUUUGGCCACGAAAGACCUGGCUCGGGACCUGCAAGAAGGCGAUCACGCAGCAUGGAUCCUGGUCAACACACACUGUGUUGAUGAUGGCUCAUUCCCGGAGGAAGCGCUGAGCGACUGCUGCCAUUACGAAUUCUUAUACUCACUCCGGAGUCCCUUCUUUCGCCGGGACCUAACCCGGUUUCUCUCCUUGAUCCUUGGUCAAACUCGUCCCCACGAGGAUCUCAAAACCAAAAGCCGGACAAAUUUCAUUUCGACAACUUUCCCGGACGUCCAUGCUGCGCUACCGAAUCUGGACAUACUCUCCGUGGGCUCGGAUGCGGUGGAAAUUCGUGUAGACUUGCUGGUGGAUCCUACACCUCCGUCGCCAGAUACUUCGAGUGCGGUGCCGAGCCUACGGUAUGUUGGACAGCAGUUAAUGUUAUUGCGGCAGCAUACGGAACUGCCAAUCAUAUUCACCACUCGUUGUACGAAGGAAAAUGGCAAGUUCCCGAUGGAUGACCCUCAUCUCUUCUACCGCUAUCUGCGUCGCGCCAUUCAAUGGGGGGUGGAAUAUAUCGAUGUGGAGUUGUGGCUGCCAGAAUCAAUCCGCCAACGGUUGGCAGCGGAGAAGGGCAACAGCAUCAUCAUGUCAGCCUUUCAUGAUUUUUCGGGGACGUGGAGGUGGACGUCACCCGAAGCGCCACGGAUCUAUGCGCAAAGCGCAAAGUACGCAGAUAUUGUCAAGAUGAUCGCGAUGGUGACGACGAUCGAGGCCAAUUACGAGCUUGAGUAUUUCCGGUCGGAGAUUCGUAAGAGCCACGGCACGUAUCCCCUGCUGUCGGCGGUCAACAUGGGCCAGUUAGGCCAAUUGUCGCGAGCGCUCAAUACAGUAUUCUCGCCCAUCACGCACCCGUUGCUGCCGAUGAUUGCGGCUCCGGGCCAGCUGACAGCGGCGGAGAUCAACGAGGCACUUCACAUCAUGGGCCAGCUGCCGAAACGCGACCUGUAUGCGAUUGGAUCGUUUCGGGCGACGCCACAGUCCAUGUUUAUGGAGAAAUGUUUCAACGAGUUGAGCCUACCGCACACAUUGACCUCAAUUGACCGCGGACCGAUAGGCUCGGUCGAGCGAGUGCUCACGCAGCCCACGUUCGGAGGUGCCUCGGUGCAUCCACCAAUCCCGAGCGGCACCGGUUGCAUCCCAGCCGUGAGCGAGGCGGCGCGAGCGAUCGGGCUUGUGGACACGAUUGUGGCCGGACCGCAGGGGCCGCAGAAUUCACUAGUCGGGGAGAACGCGACGUGGAAGGGCAUCCGAGCUACCCUGACCCGCGAUUAUGUGCCGUCGGCGUAUCAAGGCCGGACAGCAAUCCUGUUGGCGGGGAGCGAGAGUGAAGCAUCGGCGGCCAUUUAUGCCCUGCGCAGCUUGGGAGUGGGUGCGAUCCACACGGUAGGCUUCCGGGCCCGGGGUCCCUUGGCAGCGGGGCUCGAGCCCUUCACGUCGAUUCAGUCCGUCAAGCGGGUUGAACAGCCGUUUGUCAUGAUCUCUGCGUUACCUCCAGAAAAGUCAUUGCUGGUACAGCCGCUGUUGCGGCAUUACCGGACCAGUGGGCGGUCUUCGCCGCCCUCGACCCGGGGUAAGGUCUAUCUCGACUUGACUCGGGGUGAGCGCACGGGCGAUCCUGUAAGUGUUGCUGUGCGUGCCGGGUGGACUGCAUAUGGAAUUGAGGAUGUGGACGCGUGGACGACAGUGGAGACGCUGCGCUUGCUGGUGGGCCAGAAUGUGCCAUUUGACUUUGUGCGGAUGGCAUCAGGACGGGUCUUUUGA
Molecule: messenger RNA, 2076 nt
Organism: Aspergillus homomorphus CBS 101889
Lineage: Eukaryota; Fungi; Ascomycota; Eurotiomycetes; Eurotiales; Aspergillaceae
Product: pentafunctional AROM polypeptide
Exons: 1
Coding region: 1-2076 (691 amino acids)
Molecular function (GO): 3-dehydroquinate dehydratase activity
Source: RefSeq, a predicted model, not a curated record